CAGUUUCUUUUCCUCUUUUUCUAAGGACAGUGAUCCCAUUAUUGGAGCACUACCCUCACGACCUCAUCUAAACCUAAUUACUUCCUAAACUCUCUAACGGCAUCACUGGCUUCCUGAAAGUCUCCAGCAAGUCUCCAGAAAAGAGGCCAGGAGCAAAUCUUUGAUGACCCAUUAAGACCCCAAGGGCCUUUCCGGAGACCCACCUGGAGUCCCCGUUUCGGGUUACCCUGCACAGAGCUCUGCGCUCCACUCGGCGCCGACAAGCGGCCCGAAAGGGGAGGCUCUGAAAGGAAGACGAGAGGAAUAUGCCGAGUACGGACCUUCUGAUGUUGAAGGCCUUUGAGCAGAUUGGAAGUCUGGCCUAUGGACCAAGUGUGGCCUGCCCGCUUUGUACAACCCAUGAGAAGGCCUUUGAGCCCUACUUCGAGAUUUUGGAAGUUUAUGCCACAAAAGCCAAGAAUUAUGUAAAUGGACACUGCACCAAGUAUGAGCCCUGGCAGCUGAUUUUGUGGAGUGUCGUGUGGACCCUGCUGAUAGUCUGGGUAUAUGAGUUUGUGUUCCAGCCUGAGAGUUUAUGGUCAAGGUUUAAAAAGAAAUGUUUCAAGCUCAUCAGGAAGAUGCCUAUUAUUGGCCGCAAGAUCCAAGAUAUAUUGAAGAAGACCAAGGAUGAUAUUAACAAGAGCAUGUCAUUCCUGAAAAUAGACAAAGAGUACGUGAAAGCUCUGCCCUCUCAAGGUCUGAGCUCAUCUGAAGUUCUGGAGAAGCUCAAGGAAUACAGCUCUAUGGAUGGUGUGUGGCAAGAUGGGAGAGCCUCUGGAGCCGUCUACAGUGGGGAAGAGCAGCUCACCGAACUCCUUGUGAAGGCUUAUGGAGAUUUUGCAUGGAGUAAUCCGCUGCAUCCAGACAUCUUCCCAGGACUACGUAAGAUAGAGGCAGAGAUUGUGAGGAUAGCUUGUUCCCUGUUUAAUGGGGGGCCAGAUUCCUGUGGAUGUGUGACCUCUGGGGGGACAGAGAGUAUACUGAUGGCCUGCAAAGCUUAUCGGGACCUUGCUAUAGACAAUGGGAUCAAAACUCCAGAAAUUGUGGCCCCUCAAAGUGCCCAUGCUGCAUUUGACAAAGCAGCCAGUUAUUUUGGGAUGAAGAUUAUACGAGUUCCACUGAACAAAAUGAUGGAGGUGGAUGUUCGGGCAAUGAGAAGAGCGAUCUCCAGGAAUACUGCGAUGCUCGUCUGUUCUGUCCCCCAGUUUCCUCAUGGUGUAUUAGAUCCUGUCCCUGAAGUGGCCAAGCUGGCUGUCAAAUACAAAAUACCUCUUCACGUGGAUGCUUGUCUGGGGGGCUUCCUCAUCGUCUUUAUGGAGAAAGCAGGAUACCCAUUGGAAUACCCAUUUGAUUUCCGAGUCAAAGGUGUGACCAGCAUUUCAGCUGAUACUCACAAGUAUGGCUACGCCCCCAAAGGCUCUUCAGUGCUGUUAUACAGUGACAAGAAGUACAGGAGCUAUCAGUUCUUCGUUGCUACAGAUUGGCAGGGUGGCAUCUAUGCUUCCCCAACCAUCGCAGGCUCUCGGCCUGGUGGCAUCAGUGCAGCUUGUUGGGCUGCCCUGAUGCACAUGGGUGAGAGUGGAUAUGUUGAUGCAACCAGACAGAUCAUCAGAACUACUCGCUACCUCAAGUCAGAACUGGAAACUGUCAAGGGCAUCUUUGUUUUCGGGAACCCUCAGGUAUCAGUCAUUGCCCUGGGCUCCCGUGAUUUUGACAUCUAUCGACUAUCUAACCUGAUGACUGCUAAAGGCUGGUUCUUGAACCAGUUGCAGUUCCCACCCAGUAUUCAUUUCUGCGUCACGCUAGUACACACCCGGAAGCGAGUAGCCGUCCAGUUCCUAAAGGACGUCCGGGAGUCUGUCACUCAGAUCAUGAAAAAUCCUAAAGCAAAGACCACAGGAAUGGGUGCGAUCUACGGCAUGGCCCAGGCAACCGUCGACAGGAACCUGGUGGCAGAAUUGAGCUCGGUCUUCUUGGACAGCCUUUUCAGCACAGAUGCUGUAACUCAGGGCAGCCAAAUGAAUGGUUCUCCAAAACCCCGCUGAGCCCAGACCCUUUCUAGCCCCAUGGCACUUCUGGCCUCCAGAAGAUUCUCGGGGUAUGGAACAGGCCACGCACAUUUUCAACAUGGUCUUGCUCCAUAGAGCACAAUGAAACAGACCAUGCGACAGCUUGAUCCUCAGGAUUCUUGUUCCUCCUUUCAUCAUCCUUUUAUGGUUUUUAAUGUGAAGAUCCCCCCAAAAUUCCAUUACAUAAUUAUUUUGCCCUUGUUAUAAAUGUUACCCUAGGAGUUAUUAUAACCAUUUCCUUCUCUAACCUCUCUAGCUUUCAACUACCACUUAAUCAUUGUGUGGCAACUCUGACCUGUCCUGAUUCCUUAGGGAAGCUGGGGUACAGUUUAUGAGCUAGAAGGUUUUCUUUGUUAUUUCAGGCAGAUUGGCUAGUCAGAUGGGAAGCAUUUAGGUAACAGAUGUCCCCCAGUGGGUGUUAGCCAUACUCUAAACAGGAGGCCUUUUCAGCUGUCCUCUUUGAGUAGGUUAGUUGGCCCUCUUAGAGUCACUUUUAUUAGAAUUUGUUUUUCCAGGACACACAUCACCAGGCUAUUCCCAGUUUGCAGGCCCCAUCGACAAGGAAACUUGGGAGCGGCCCCUUGGUCCUCCUCUGUGCUGGCAGUCCUAUUUGGCACUCGGGUGCCAUCAUUUUUGGAGAUUGUUGUUUGAAAGGUUGACCCAUUGAUUUGUUCUUGUUUCUUGGACUAGGAAGAGGGUGUGGUUUCCCGAGAAUCUAGGACUUUCUGGUCCAGGGCUGUCUCUCUGAAAUGGCAUGAUCUGAGUAUGCCUGCUGGUGCUCAGAAGCCAGACUGUUUUCUACACUUUGCUGAGGAUCAGAGUAGGAUGAGCACCUGACUUCAGAUGCAUGUCACAAGGGUGCUGGUGAUCGUCCUGCCCUCUGUUGCUUUAAGGCAUCAUGUAUGAGAAUGUUUUGCUUGAAGAAACAGCUCAAAAGCACCUUCACAAGUUGCUUUGGCUUACCCUAAGUGGGUGCACGGAGGCAUGAGAGCGCCCCCAAGGCAAGGACACUUUUCUCUCUCCAUUAGUGUGUCCUUCCUGCCUUUCCCCCCUUUAUUCAGCUCCCAAAGGUACUAUGGCAACUUAGCCUCAGGUACAAGAUGCUUUUCAGCCUGGCUAAGAUGAGAUAAGCUUUUUGGAAUAGGAAAACAUGAUGGCAAGUGUUGUUUGUGGACUCGGGCUUGGGAUUCCUUCCUAAGACUAGUUGCUCAGGGUGGUGCAGGGAGAGGACCAGACCCUGCACCCACUUCCUCCUCCCCUGCAUGGGCCCUCACCCCUCCUGUCUGAUGACAACAUAUCGUGUGCCUUUCUCUUCAGCCGUGAGCAGUGGGGGCUAUUCCUGACAGACCCUAGAGGAAGUAAUCAGUCUUUGAGGCUUUUCUUUGGGUAGAGGAGUACUUAGGAUAAGUCAGGAGAAACUUUCCUCUGUUCCAUUGCCCUUCUCAGGGACUCCUGAAUAUUCAGCCUCCUCAGGCUAGUGUCCUCUCGCCUCUGCUGGGAAUGCUGGCCAGAGAGCCAGGCUCACUGACUUUCCCCCAGGCUUUUUGUCUGAAGUGUUCUGUAGCACUGUACUUCCUGCAUAGUAACUGUGACUAGCUAGCCAUCAUUGUGGGGCUGGUUUGGGGGUGUGCGUGUGUGUGUGUGUGUAGGUAUGUCUCUUCCUGCCUAUCGUGGGUUCCAAAAGUCCGGUGUAUGUGUGUGUGUGUCUGUCUGUCUGACAUCUUUUGGACAUGGGAGUCACAAUCCCUUCAGUUGCUAAACUGGUGGGUACCUCCUGAAAGAGAAGCUGUGGUGGGAGCUGUGCGUGACGUCUCUUGGGUCCCCAGUGCGUUCUUAAGUUGGUGGCAGUGCAGGGCAGAUGCUCUGGCAGGCACCACUGAUUUGUCAGCUUCUAAAGUGGCGCUGCACGUGCCCUACAGAUUGUGCUGUUGUUUCCAGUGUCUCCUUGGGACCUUCCUCUGUGCUGUGACCACGUUGUUGCCAGGGGUGAUGGUGUAUUUCAAAGGGACCUACUGUUGCCACUUUCAUUUAUGAUCACAAGCCUUAGUUUGAUCCAGUACUUGCGGGCUUUGCAUUCUGUGUGUAUCUGUGCAUGUAGUAACACCUAGUCUGGAAGAGGCGGAGGAAUGUCUUAAUAUCAUGUUGCUGGCAGAUGUCAUUUUGGCUUCUGCGAAAACUGUACUGUUGUUUGUGCAGUAGAAGUAGUUGUGUGAAAAUACUGCCAUGUCACUUUUAAUAUUACCAGUUUUAUACUUGGAAAAUGGUACUUGCCUCUUAAAUCUUUUGUCUUUAACCUCCCCUCUCUUUCUUAGUAACCCUUCCUCAUUGCAGCAAUAAUCUCUUUUAAAAAAUUAAGUAAUAAAAUAUCCCAAAUGUUAAUCGUCUUGAAUGGUUGCAUUCAUUUAUUUGGGCACAGGGAGAUCCCAGGAGGGGGUGGCAGGAGCUCUUGACCUGGCUACUGAUGAGAGCGCGCCCCCUUUUGGUGGAACGGUUGUGUGUGACGCUGAUACCAAGGCCAAUAGACCCAGGCAGGGAACAGCAAUCCUGUCAGC
Molecule: messenger RNA, 4660 nt
Organism: Talpa occidentalis (Iberian mole)
Lineage: Eukaryota; Metazoa; Chordata; Mammalia; Eulipotyphla; Talpidae
Gene: SGPL1
Product: sphingosine-1-phosphate lyase 1
Exons: 17
Coding region: 306-2084 (592 amino acids)
Biological process (GO): sphingolipid catabolic process; carboxylic acid metabolic process
Cellular component (GO): endoplasmic reticulum
Molecular function (GO): pyridoxal phosphate binding; sphinganine-1-phosphate aldolase activity
Source: RefSeq, a predicted model, not a curated record